UCAAAUCCUGAGGGAGGAAGACGCAUCUAGACGGACUUUCAGUCUCUUUCAGCUCUAUGUGAAAACUUACAUGUACUGAGACAGAAUAGUUGUCUGUAGCACCGCCUCAGAAUUACAUCUGAAAUGUCCGCUGGAACAUCUGUACUGCUCAGCUGGACCCAGCUGUGGCUCUGCCUCCUUGUUUUGGUCCGUGCAGACCUGAAAAACAUAACAUCUAAGUCUGGACAGAACGUCAUUCUGCCAUGUCGAGCUCCAAACAAGGACAUCUGCAUCAUUGUUUUAGAGUGGAGCAGAGCUGACCUGGGAGAAGAAUAUGUCCUAACGUACCGAGACGAGCAGUUUGAUCCAGAUGAGCAGCAUCCAUCUUUUAAGAACCGGGUGGAUCUGCAGGACAGACAGAUGAAGGAUGGAAACGUGUCUUUGAUUGUGAAGGAUGUGAUGAUUAACGACACUGGAACAUACAAGUGUCGUAUCAUCAUGAGAGAAACACGCUCGUGGGAAUCCAUCAACAACAUCAACCUUCAUGUUGAUCCUCCAGGUCAGACAGGAGGAGGCAGAUUUGUCCCACUGAUACUUUGUCUACUUGGUUCCACUGUCUUUAUUGUGGUCAGUUUUCUGAUCUACAGAAGAAAACCCCACAAAUAGGAUUCACACGUCCUUCCUGUUGAACAGCAGCAUAUUUAAAAUGUCUCAGAGCUUUUUAACUGUGAACUGAGUCGCUUGCAAUUGUUACUAAAUAUUUAUUAGAGUUUUCUCAUU
Messenger RNA from Maylandia zebra (zebra mbuna), 759 nucleotides. Lineage: Eukaryota; Metazoa; Chordata; Actinopteri; Cichliformes; Cichlidae. The record is from RefSeq and is a predicted model, not a curated record.